CUGGAGUGACGUCACGGGCGCCCGAAGAUGACGCAGAGGUCCGUUUUACGGCUGCUGAGCGUCUGCGGCUGGGCUAGGAAGUGCACGCCACGCGCUGUCGUGAGAAGGUAUAGCAGUGUUUUACCUGCAUGUAUGUAAGUGCACCAUGUUCGUGCCUGGUGUCUUCAAAGGCUGUGGGAUCAGCCAGAACUGGAACUAUGGACUGUAUUGAGCUCCCCAGUUGGGUGCUGGUAUGGAAUCUGUGUCUUCUGAAAGAACAAGGACGGUUUAACUCCUGAGAUUUCUCAGCCACCAAUGUUUAGACAAACCUCAAUAAAAUGACUCUUCAGGAGUUGGUGCUUCGGACUGCCUCUGUCUAUAUGGAUAGAACAGCUGUAUGUUUUGACGAAGGCAAUAACCAGCCUCCAGUGUGCUAUUCCUACAAGGCUCUGUUGAGCGCGGCUUCAGAAUUAUCCCAUUUUCUGAUAGCACACUGUGACUUUGGAGGAAUUCGGGAAAUUGGUCUCUAUUGUCAACCUGGGAUAAACUUACCCUCCUGGAUUUUAGGGAUUCUUCAGGUCCCCGCAGCGUAUGCGCCCAUUGAUCCAGACUCCCCACCGUCCUUAUCAACUUACUUUAUGAAAAAAUGUGACCUAAAGUAUGUUCUCGUUGAAAAACAGCAGCUUAGUAAAUUCAAAUCUUCACAUGAGACAGUUCUGAACUAUGACACAGUUUCCGUGGAACACAAGGACCUGGCACUCUUCAGACUGCAUUGGGAAGAUGGUCGGGUGAGCACAGUGCUUGGUGACAGAGCAGAUCAGCACAAGGUGACGGAUAGAGAAGACAGAGUGAGUGCUGAGAGCAGGACCCCAGAGAAGGAGCACAUGGACAUGCGGCAUGACGGUUGCUUGGCUUAUGUCCUCCAUACCUCAGGGACCACGGGGACACCGAAGAUUGUCAGAGUGCCCCAUGCAUGCAUACUGCCUAAUAUCCAGCACUUCCGGUCACUUUUUGACAUCACUCAAGAAGACAUUUUGUUUCUGGCUUCUCCUCUGACCUUCGAUCCAUCUGUUGUGGAGAUAUUUGUUUCUCUGUCCAGUGGGGCCUGCCUGCUUAUCGUGCCAACUUCUGUCAAAGUGCUACCAUCAAAAUUAGCUGACAUUCUCUUUUCCCGCCACAGAGUGACUGUUUUACAGGCAACGCCAACAUUGCUGAGAAGAUUUGGAUCUGAGCUCAUCAAGUCCACUGUCCUGUCAGCGCAUACGUCUCUGAGAGUCCUGGCCCUCGGUGGGGAAGCCUUCCCCUCGCUGACCAUCCUCAAAAGCUGGCGAGGCAAAGGCAACAGAACCCAGAUAUUUAACAUCUAUGGUAUCACAGAGGUAUCCAGCUGGGCCACUUUUUACAGGAUCCCAGAGGAGAUUCUUAAUUCUGCCGUGAAACAUGAAUCCCCUGUGCAGCUGGGGUCGCCACUACUUGGAACGGUGAUUGAAGUCAGAGACCAAAAUGGUUCUCCAGUUCUCGAAGGCACUGGCCAAGUAUUUUUAGGUGGGAAGAACAGAGUGUGUUUUCUUGAUGAUGAAAUGACAGUGCCCCUUGGCACCAUGAGAGCCACAGGAGACUUUGUGACUGUGAAAGAUGGAGAGAUAUUUUUCUUGGGAAGAAAGGACAGCCAGAUCAAGCGCCAUGGCAAACGUCUUAACAUUGCACUUGUGCAACAGGUUGCUGAAGAACUUCGCCAGGUGGAGUCCUGCGCGGUCACUUGGUAUAAUCAGGAAAGAUUGAUUCUCUUCAUCGUAUCCAAAGUUGACUUAGUAAAGGACUGCAUCUUUAAAGAAUUGCAGAAACACCUUCCAGCACACGCCCUGCCUGAUGACAUGGUGCUGAUCGAUACCCUGCCAUUUACAUGCCAUGGCAAAGUUGAUGUUUCUGAGUUAAACAAGAUAUAUUUAGACUACAUAAGCUCACAGCCUAGGAAUGAACUCCAUGGAAAAGAGGAACUUUGGGGAAAAUUACAGUAUUUAUGGAAGUCUAUUCUGUGUCUCCCUGAGGAUCCAGAGGAUACUCUGAAGGUUCCCGCCAACUCCGUCUUUUUAGAUAGUGGUGGGGAUUCCCUCAAGUCCAUGCGGCUCCUCAGUGAGAUUGAGAGGCUCACCGGGACAGCCAUCCCUGGCCUUCUGGAAGUUAUCCUCAGCAGUUCCCUCUUAGACGUUUACAACCACAUCGUUCAAGCCGUGUUCACACCGGAGGACAGGAAAGCCAACAGGAGUUACACCACAAAAAGGAAAUUCAGUGAUGCUGAUCCAGAGGAAGCCAGCGGGAAGCCUGCACGUCUGGAGUCUGCCUGGCCUUCGAACCAUGCCGGCGAGACCAACUCCGUGAUCGCUCUGAGCAGAGGGAGUCAGGUUUUGUCUCUUGGCGCUGGGAGGCUUUUAACUCAGUUAGGACUCUGCCUGCCAGUCUGUUCUCUGGAUUUAAUCCCACAGACUAACACUCAGAUAUUAAAAAGCCUAAGUCCUCCAGCUCCUGAUGAAAACUUGGAAAAGCCCCCACUUUUUCAGCAGGGGAGCCCCGUGGUUGGGGCUAUGGCGAUGGCAUUGCGGGAGAGGUGGCGGUCAGACACAGGCAAAUGCGUUGAUGCCUCCCCUCUGCUGGUGAGAGCGGCUGUACAGGAUAAGCCCUCCACAACCGUGUAUAUUGGCUCGCACUCGCACACAGUGAAGGCUGUCGACCUGUCCUCUGGGGAGACGAGGUGGGAACAGCUUCUGGGAGAUCGAAUUGAAUCCUCAGCGUGUGUGUCUAAAUGUGGAAACUUUAUUGUAGUGGGCUGUUAUAAUGGAUUAGUCUAUGUCCUAAAAAGUAAUAGUGGAGAAAAAUAUUGGACAUUUACUACUGAAGAUGCUGUCAAAAGCUCACCAGCCGUGGAUCCAACCACAGGACUCAUUUAUGUCGGAUCUCAUGACCAGCACGCAUAUGCUUUAGACAUUUAUGAAAAGAAAUGUGUCUGGAAGCUAAACUGUGAAGGCGCUCUCUUUUCCUCUCCGUGUGUGAGCCUGAGUCCACACCAUCUGUACUGUGCUACGCUAGGGGGACUCUUACUGGCCCUAAAUCCUCUAGUUUUAACUGUUAAAAGAUUGAGUUUUACAUUUGUAAGUAGUGAGUGUGUGUGUGUGUGUCACGGGUCUGGUACCUGACGAGGUCAGAAGAGGCAUGGGCUCCCCUGGAACUGGAGUUACACUGAUGUUCUAGGUCUAUGUGUAGCUCUGCUUUGCACUGUGCUCUGGGCUGAUGUUCUCUGCGUCCGAGUUCUGCUCAGUAAGCACUGAUUUUCUGACAGUGUGUGGAUGCCAGAUUCAUCAAAGCACCAGUGGGUCACUGUCACUGUCACUGUCACUCUGGCUUUGAAGAGUUUUCGUUUGUUGUAAAAUGGCUGUGCAUGUAAAGGCACUUGCUGCUAAGCCUGACAACUUGAGUUCAGCUCCUUCCCGUGUGAUGGAAGGUGAGAAUCAGUUCACCUACGUUGUCCUCCAGCCUCCACGUGUGCCUCGUGGCACGUACUUACACACGUGCAUGUGCACACACACAGUAAGUAAGUGAAUGUAACUUUAAAUGGCAAAGGUCCGAGGUUAGUAAUUUCCAGUGCUAUCGACUGCUUUGGCCACGACAGGCUUCUGGGAGCACGGUGUGGAAGCGCUCCUGUGGAAAGCCACUCUUCUCUUCCCCACGGUGCUACCAGCAAUACAUCUGCAUCGGCUGCGUGGACGGCAGUUUGCUCUGUUUCACACACUCAGGGGAGCAGGUAGGAAGAUCAGGGGAGCAGGUAGGAAGAUCAAGUUCUGUUCUGUGUAACCCUUCCUAACCCCCAGCCAUGGAGACUGAACCCAGGGACUUGACCAGUGACUGUUCUGUUAUUGAGCUGUAUUCUCAGCCCUUGGCGGACUAGUCUCUCUCUCUCUCUCUCUCUCUCUCUCUCUCUCUCUCUCUCUCUCUCUGUGGAUCUGAGUAUGUAUGUGUGUGUGCGUGUGUGUGUGUGUGUGUGUGUGUGUGUAUAUAUAUAUAUAUAUAUAUAUAUAUAUAAUUUUUAUUUCUUUUGAUUCAGGGUCUUACUAGCUAUCCUGGAACUCACUGUGUAGACCAGGCUAGCCUAGAACUGAAAUCUGCCUGCCUUUGCCUCUUGAGUGUUUGUAUUAAAGGUGUGCACCAUUUGACGAUGUAUAGAUUUUUUUUUAAAUUUUUUAUUAAGAUUGUAUGUAUGUAUGUAUGUAUGUAUGUAUGUAUGUAUGUAUGUAUGUAUGUGAGUGCACUGUCGUUGUCUUCAGACACACCAGAAGAGGGCAUCAGAUCACGUUACUGAUGGUUGUGAGUCACUGUGUGGUUGCUGGGAAUUGAACUCAGGACUUCUGGAAGAGCAAUCAGUGCCCUUAACCUCCAGCCCCCAGACUGUUGUUUAAAGCUUUAAAAUUUGAGUAAAACAUAGUUUUUUUUAGGGGUUUUUGUGUGUGUGUUUGUUCUUCCUGUUUUUUGUUUUGUUUUGUUUUUGUUGGUUUUUUUCCUAGAGCUGGAGUUGGAACCAAGUUCCACCCCCUGUCCGAGACUGUUUUUGAUAACAUAUAUUGAAGACCUGCUGCGGUUUUUUCCGUUAAACAGUGUCUCUGAACAUACCAGGAUGAACCAAGUAUGCUCAAGGUUCAUUGUAGUCAUGCUCUGCUGUGCCUGAUCCUGGCUUUUACCACUGGAGCAGUUCCGUGUGAGAGCGCUACUUCCCAGAGAGGGCGCCAUUUCUGGUGUGUGAGUUACCGAGCGCUCUCCAUCUCACCUCUGCCAUCUGGAUGAAGAGACCCCGUUGGACUCAAGAGUUGCGGUCAGGUGAGUGGGUGACCCUUAUUCCUGUUCUCCUUUACAGGUCUGGCGCUUUGCUGCUGGAGGGCCAAUCUUCUCAUCCCCAUGCGUCUCGGCAGCAGAACAAGAAAUAUUUUUUGGUUCCCAUGACUGCUUUAUCUACUGCUGUAGCAAGGAAGGUCACCUCCGGUGGAAAUUUGAGACGACAGCCAGGGUGUAUGCAACGCCCUUUGCUUUCAGUAACCACCCCCGUAGCGAUGAUGCACUGCUGGCAGCGGCAUCCACUGACGGGAAACUGUGGGUCCUCGAGUCUCGGAGCGGAGAGCUGCGAAGUGUGUAUGAACUCCCCGGAGAAGUCUUCUCCUCUCCUGUGGUCUGGGAAUCAAUGCUUGUUAUUGGGUGCAGAAACAAUUAUAUUUACUGUCUGGAUUUAUUGUGUGGUGAUAAAAAUAACCAGGUGUAGUCCUUGUAAGUAUGUCAGUGAGAGGGUUGGAAAUGUCAUUGUAAAGCCUAUGGAUGGGUUUAUAUUAAAGAUUCUAUUUUGGUUAGGAAUUUGUCUGUGGUCCUUUCCAUAGAGAGCAGCCAUGUUUCUUUCCUUUGGAAGCAGCAGAAGCGUCUAAGAUAAAGAUAAAGCACCCGAUUGAUGCAUUUGUAGCACUUUUAAUUCUGUGGGAUGGUGUGCUGGCUUGUUUUCUGUCAACUUGACAUACGCUAGAGUUACCUGAAAGGAAGGAGUCUCACCUGAGAAAAUUCCUCCGUAAGACUGGGCUGUAGGCAGGCCUGCCUGGAGAGCAUUUUCUUAACCAGUGGUUGAUGGGGGAGGGCCCAGCCCAUUGUGAGUAGAGCCAUCCUUAAGCUGGUGUUUCUGACUUCUAUAAGAUGAAGCCAUGAAGAGCAAGCCAGUAAGUAGCAUUUCUCCAUGGCCUCUGCAUCAGCUCCUGCCUCCAAGUCCCUGCCCUGCUUGAGUUACUGUCCUGACUUCCCUCAGUGAUGAACUAUGCUGCUGAAGUGUAAGCUGAAUAAAUUACUCUUUCCCCAUCUUGCUUUUGGUUGUGGUGUUUCAUCACAGCAAUGGUAACCCUAAUUAGGACAGGUGGGUAAUUGUAUGUAGUAGAUUUACAUUUGCUCUACUUUGUCAAAAGAACACUGCUCUGUCUCCCAUCAAGUCACCCCCACUGUGUGUAUUAAGAAAGUGGGAGCAUAACACCUCUGUGGUCCUUGGGGUGGUACCUUUGAGAGAGGAUUAAGGUUAUUUGAGGCCAUGCAUGUGGGGGUUGCUGCUGAGGGACUGGAGGUGUGUUUGUAAGAUAGACCAGGGUGGUCUGCACUGCUGUGUGACGCUAGCAUCACCAUCACUGGGACUCUGCAGGUCUCUGCAGAUGUGGUCAAUGGAUCUCGAACUCCUAGGAUUUCAGAACUGAGAGCUGAAUAAACCUUUAUUUAUAGACAGUCUGUGAUGUUCAGUCAUAGGCAAGUGCACAAAGACAGGUAGUGAUCACCAUUCCUUGGUGAGGAUGUGAGGUUGUUUAUAAACUGGUUAGCAUCUGAAGUUGAGCCACUGACCGAGAUCCGUCUGUCUUCUCUGGUGUGCCAUUACAGGUGGGCAUUACUGGUGGGUGCCUGAAUAGAAGGCAGGGGAAGGAAAACUGUCUUUUUCAGCUGGGCUCCCAUAUUUUCGUGCCCUUGGAUACCAGAAUUCCUAGACUGAGACGUAGCACCACCUACCGUAUCUCUCUGCCCCUCUGCAGGUGACACCAUUGGUUCCCUGGUCUUGAGAAUUUGGCCUUUAUCUGAAUUGCACUAUACCAUAGGUUCUUUGGGUCUCUAGUGUGCAAACAGCACAUGGCACUUCCAGUCUCCACACCCUCACCAAUCGAUGCCUAGGUCUCUUCUUUUGUAGUGGUUUCUCCAGAGAAAUCAUAUUAGAGUCUACAUUUUGCAGUAAAUAAAUAACCUUUCAUUUCUCUCUCCACCUAGGUAAAUCUAUCUUGUCAGUUAUGUUUCUGUAGAGAACCCUGCUUCAUUAAGGUAGUUUAGUAGGUUUCAGGGGUUUGAAGAUCUCCUUGAAAAAGAAAGGAUCAGAAUGUAUAUUGUGAGUCAUAAACAGAAUACUCCACUUACUAUGUAUUCUGAAAUCUGUUUAUCUUUUGUGUUUUGCCUGCAUGUGUGUAAGAAGUGCACCACACGUGCCUUCCCUCCAGAGACCAGAGGAGCACGUGGGGUCCUCUGGGGCUGGAGUGAGCACCAUGGAGAUGCCACCAGCUGAGCCUGUGUCCUCUGAAGGAAGCAAGAGCUCUCAAUAAACCAUCCCUCUAGACUGAGGUAAAGGUUUUUAAAGGUAGGAUCUGUUUAUCAACUUAGGUUCCUUCUUCUGGUGGGGAGAAGGGGGGUAGAAAACCAGUACAUGCAUUGCUGGGACUUGAACCCAGGGCUUUGUUCAUGCUAGGCAAACACUCCACUACUGGACUAGGUUCAUGCCAUUUCUAAGCAAUGCCUAUGUUAAUGCCUAUGUUCGUGCCUAUGUUAAUCACACACUCAGGUCAUCAUUCCUUCUAUGCAGCCCACACUGACUUUGAGUUUUUCACCAAGUUAUUCUUGAAGGUCACAUGCUCAGAUGGGCCAAGGUGUAGCCUGGUGGUAGCCGGUCCUCAGCUGCACUGCUCACAAGUCCCCGGCUGAGACUACAGUAAGGAGACUGCAAGAUCAUUUUAACCAAGACUCAGAUCUCUAUCUUCCAGUUUGGAAUUGAUAUAAAUAUUUGCCAUCCUUAUCAUAUAUUCUUCCACUGGGAUUUUUGGGUGAAAAAAAUAAAGUAGCGUUAAAAACAA
Mus musculus (house mouse) is the source of this 7643-nucleotide messenger RNA. RefSeq names its product aminoadipate-semialdehyde dehydrogenase (gene Aasdh). Bases 318 to 3170 code for a protein of 950 amino acids. Lineage: Eukaryota; Metazoa; Chordata; Mammalia; Rodentia; Muridae. The transcript is spliced from 15 exons. The record is from RefSeq and is a predicted model, not a curated record.